Molecule: messenger RNA, 2280 nt
Organism: Darwinula stevensoni
Lineage: Eukaryota; Metazoa; Arthropoda; Ostracoda; Podocopida; Darwinulidae
Source: the annotation of a GenBank genome assembly
AUGUGGGAACGCGAGGAUGCAUGUCGGCGUGGACUGCCUGUGGACUGUCAGUGGACUGUCACUCGUUCGUCAUCGAAACUGACAUUCGGGGUUCUUCCGUCCCCGACCGUUUCCAGCUCCUCUGGGGAGGUUAUCGGGCACGCCCGAUUGGGAGGUGCCUCGACCCGAUUGGGAGGUGGUGUGGUGGAGGUGAGGUGGUGCCUGGUGGAUCGUCGGGAGGGAUCCACCUCCCACCUUUUCGCCACCUCCCACCUUUUCGCCUCCUCGCGAGGAGAGACGCGGAGAGCGAAGCAGCUGGAGGCACGGUCUCGUGCGAUCUCCCAUGCGGAGCGAAAUGAUGCUGGAAAGUGGCAACGGCUUGUGCCUCUCGGGGGUCCCUUCACCCACGCGAGGGAGCGACCGAUCCUCGGUCGAUCGUCGGGGGUGCUCCGAGCCUCCUUGAGCCGCCUUCGUCCCCGCUUCGCCGUCCACCCCCUUCGUCCUCCGAUCCCCCUCGCCUGCCUCCAACCCCCUUCGUCCUCCGAUCCCCCUCGCCUGCCUCCAACUCCCUUCGUCCUCCGAUCCCCCUCGCCAUCCACAUCCGCGCGCCUCCACCGUCAUCCACCUCCCCCUCGCAGCUCCAGCGGAGGAGGGAAAGGGGAGAAAGUAGGGGUGUCCUUGCAAGGCCGGCCGUGGUCGACGCCGCGUGACCGCCGACCACCUUCCACACUCGCUGCCUCUCUCCCUCUCCCACCGUCCACACUCCGCUUCUCACCGUCCACAUUCCGCCUCCCCCUUCCCAUCGUUAUCUCCGUUCCUGCCUUCGCGUUCGGCCUCCUUCUGGAGAUCCGAGCCAGCGGGUCGGAGCGAGGGGGAAUGAGACGUGGGAAGAAAUGCAUGGAGCGAGAGCAAGCGCGGAUCCGGCAGGACGGAAUGUCCAUCAACCAGGUUGUUUACUUUUUCCGUUGUUACCGACUGAAGGAUGACGCUAUAGACCUGCUGAUCCGGAGACUCGGCGGGGAGGGGACCGAGCUGACGGAGAUGGCGCAGGACCCGUUCCUCUCGCAGAGCAACACGGACCUCCACAGCCGCCAGGAGUCGGCAGACUCGGGGCUGGGACUCGGCAACUCCACCUAUUCCCUCCCGCACACCCCCGAGGACUUCCUCUCGCACAUGGAAGACAUGGACUCCUCCUCCGGGCCGAGUAAUUCCAUGGAACUGGGCGGUGGAGACAUCAGCAUGGGAGGAACGGAUCCCACCGACAGCAACAUGGAUGACAUCAUACCAAGCAUCCAGCUGACGGAGAACGAGGAGAUCCCGACCGAGAUCUUCAACGAUCUCUUGGCCAACAACAAGAUGGACAAUGUUCUCACUUGGGUUUGAAGAGGCCGUCGAGGGGACGGGCGUGUGUGUGCGUGUGUCUGGGACGCGAGUCGCGACGUUCCGGUCGUGCGUGGACGCGAUGCGGGGUCGCGUGGACGCAGCCCGUGGCGUGCGUGCGGUCGCGUGGACGCAACUCGUGGUGCAAGUCCCAAAAAUCCUGACGCUCAAUUCCAAGGGCAUUCUCUUUUUUUUUUUUGGUUCUUCCUCAUUUCCGUGCAGAGAGAGAGCUCAUCGGUUGUGACAACUUUGUGGUGCUCGUCUGUGCCGCCGGCCGUGUCGUCGACAAUCAAAAGCUUGUAGUGCCUUUUACGAUUCCCUCCACGAUCGUGUUCCCCAUCCUUGUGUGCUUGUACAUUGUAUGCGACCCCCGAGAUCCUCUCUGCCAGUACAACUUGUACAGCUUCCCGAGCCGACUCCUUUGCAGCCUCACGUUGCAGCUACGCCGGUCGAUCCGCGUCGUCGUGCGUCUCGGCAGCUGGUAUCCGGGACGUUCGCGUGUCGGUCUCGCUCGACAUUGGUGUCGACCGAUUCUCCAAUUCGUGUCGACCGAACCGUCCCGCCCCGAUCCGCUCCGCCUCCGUCUUCUAUUCCCGCGAUAGAAAACCCACGGAUGGCAGACCAGAAUCCCCCCUUGCACGAAAUGUUGUAUAACGGACAGUUAGCGAUCCAUCUGUUGGAAUUGAAUUUUUAUUCUUGCACAUGACUAUGGAAGCUGUUUUCAAUGAGACAAUUUUUUUUUUCGUUGCGAAUAUGAUGAUGGCACCACGUGCAGCGUGCGUGAGAGACCGGGGCACCCCGUCCCGCGUCUCGUUAUGUACAGUAUGAUAUGUUCUCCAAAGUGCCACACUUUCCUCGUCCUCUUUUCUCCUCCUGUUCUUUCAAAUCCAGUGAUAGAUUAAAACUGAUCUUAUCUUUCAA